Messenger RNA from Aspergillus alliaceus, 2411 nucleotides. It is a transcript of the gene dbp8, whose product is annotated as ATP-dependent RNA helicase DBP8. The record is from RefSeq and is a predicted model, not a curated record. NCBI's taxonomy places the organism in Eukaryota, Fungi, Ascomycota, Eurotiomycetes, Eurotiales, Aspergillaceae. Bases 725 to 2296 code for a protein of 523 amino acids. Gene Ontology annotation, molecular function: nucleic acid binding; ATP binding. The transcript is spliced from 2 exons.
AUUUGUACGGCCCUUGCGCUAAUCCUCCUAGCACCAUCCAUGGCACAGGCAGUUGAACUAAGCAGACGAUACCUGGGAGUCCUUGUGAAUGCACAAACGUGCAUCACUAGUAAUACCUGACAACAAAAAGUGCAUUUUACUCCAUAUAUCUUGGUCAAUUUGCCUAGCAACUCGGAAUGCCACAUUCAGCGUUGUGUAUAGAUGACGAGACCUUAGCCACUGAGCUUUUCGUAUUACUGGGGCUGGUUUGGGGGAACUUCUCUUGGAGGCCAUAGGAGGUUUGUUUUCUAUCUGAUUUCACAGGAAUAGAUUCGAAUGCAAUCCCAAGCAUAGACUAUGAAAUAUUGUGCUGAGAAAAGGGUGGAUCUUCAGGCUUAGUGAAAGUUGUUCAGGUUUUCGUGUAGCUCUCAUAUGUUGUUGAACAAUCUCACCGAACGUCCAUGUAAAAACCCUGGUUUGCCGAAAAAUACACGCAAACCUGAAUGGGUUUGCGCCCUUAUCACGACUUAAGGCAAAAUUUAAGGCAUUUUUUUUUUGCUAAUACCACAAAUGUGGUGUACAAGUCUCCGUCUGCAUCAAUAUACACAAUCGCAUACAGAUAGAAGGACUUGAUUGGUCCGGGUGUGUUGAUACACCGCCUUUACGCGGUCAACUUUUUCUGCCGCAAAAUUUGGAAGAACUUCAUGAAGCAUUCAAAAUCAUCAACGAAUUUGAACAACUAACAAUGGCGCUCUCCCGCUCCCCGGAGCCGGUAUUGGACGAUUCCCACGAGUCCUCGGGCUCUUCAGACGUCGAGCAAACGGAAUUGCAGAACCGUGCCCCCAAAAGAAGACGUCUAUCGGAGUCUUCAGUGGAUUCCUAUGUUGCUCCGGCGCCGCUCCCCACCCUCUCUCGUAUCAAAAAGAAGGAAGCAAAGGAUGAUAAACCCGCCACAACAACGGACAAUGACAACCCUGUUUUGAUUCGCGAUGCUCUUGAGAUUGGGUUGCAGGAUGAGGAGUCAUCGUUCAAAGCACUCAAAGUGGCACCGUGGUUGGUCGGUUCCUUGACGACUAUGGCGGUUAGAAAGCCCACGGCCAUUCAAAAAGCUUGUAUACCUGAGAUUCUAAAAGGAAGAGACUGUAUUGGAGGAAGUCGGACAGGUUCAGGAAAAACGAUCGCCUUUGCGGUUCCUAUCUUGCAGAAAUGGGCGGAAGAUCCGUUUGGAAUCUUUGCAGUUGUGUUGACUCCCACAAGAGAACUUGCGUUGCAGAUCUACGAACAAAUCAAGGCGAUUUCGGCACCUCAGAGCAUGAAGCCGAUUCUGAUCACUGGAGGCACAGAUAUGCGAGCUCAAGCACUUGCUCUCUCUCAGCGGCCCCAUGUUGUGAUAGCGACUCCCGGUCGACUAGCGGACCACAUCAAUACGUCUGGUGAAGAUACAGUGCGCGGAUUGAAGCGUGUCCGCAUGGUCGUCCUUGAUGAAGCCGAUCGACUUCUGGCACCCGGACCAGGAAGCAUGCUUCCCGAUGUGGAAACGUGUCUAUCUACUCUCCCUCCGUCCAGUGAACGUCAGACGCUCCUGUUCACCGCGACACUGACUCCCGAAGUGCGCGCUCUCAAGUCCAUGCCUCGAUCGGAGAACAAACCUCCGGUCUUUGUCACUGAGAUAUCCACCGAGAAUCUGGGCACUAUACCUCCAACGCUCAAACAAACGUAUCUUAAGAUUCCCAUGACACACCGCGAGGCCUUUUUGCACGUGCUUCUAUCUACGGAGAGCAACGCCACAAAGCCCGCUAUAAUUUUCUGCAACCACACUAAGACCGCCGAUCUCCUGGAACGGAUGCUCCGCCGGCUGUCUCAUCGGGUCACCUCACUCCAUAGUCUCCUGCCCCAGUCCGAACGUAACUCUAACCUAGCGCGUUUCCGGGCCUCCGCUGCUCGGCUCCUUGUAGCGACCGAUGUCGCAUCCCGUGGUCUAGAUAUCCCCUCCGUUAGUCUGGUGAUCAAUUUUGACGUACCACGGAAUCCGGACGACUAUGUUCACCGUGUCGGUCGAACCGCCCGUGCGGGACGGUACGGUGAGGCGGUUACCCUCGUUGGGCAGCGUGAUGUGCAACUGGUUCUUGCAAUUGAGGAACGAGUGGGGCAACAGAUGCAGGAAUGGAGCGAGGAGGGAGUCAGUAUCGAAGGACGGGUGGUACGCGGCGGCGUGCUUAAGGAAGUUGGAGAAGCCAAACGAGAAGCCACGGGGGAGAUUGAGGAGGGCCGAGACGUGUUAGGACGCAAGCGGAACAAGUUGAAAAAGGUCCGGUAGGCUUUUACAUAUAUAGGACGUGGAUUGUUUGUAAAUGUAUAAUGAGGUCUCUUGUAUCACGAAAUGAUUGUUCUUCAGCGACGUUUGAUUAGUUGAAUUGACUUAGGCCCUGCCC